CAUGUGACCGAGGAGGAUCCAGUUCCAAUGCAAUUUGCUAGAGAUCCCCACCCACAUGCCAGGCCAGCCCUUCCUCAAUCAGGGUGGGUGAUGCUGGUUGCCUCCCUGAGCUACCCCUCCUCUGCUGGGUGGGGCUCAGCACUGGUAUAUAAAGGCUAGGCAGGGAGGAGGCAUUAUGCUGCAUCUGGUCUGGAGUUGUGGAAGAGACAGUUUCACCGGAUUCCGCCAUGGCUUCUAAUGACCCCAGUGCUGCUUCCCCCAAGGAUGAGGAGCAGGAGAACAUAGCAAACCGGGUGGCCAACCUGCCCUUGGUCAGCUCCGCCUACGACAUGGUCUCCACAGCCUAUGCCUCCACCAAAGAGAACCACCCGUACAUCAAAUCUGUCUGCGACGUGGCAGAGAAAGGCAUGAAGACCAUCACUGCGGCCGCGGUCAGCGGCGCCCAGCCAAUCCUGACCAAACUCGAGCCGCAGAUUUCCACAGCAAAUGAGUAUGCAUGCAGGGGACUGGACAAGCUGGAGGAGAAGCUGCCAAUCCUUCAACAGCCAACAGACCAGAUCCUCUCCAAUACCAAAGACCUGGUGACUGCCACAGUGACUGGUGCCAAAGAUGCAGUGAGCAACACCAUGACCGGGAUGGUGGAUAUGACCAAAGGGGCUGUCCAGGGGAGUGUGGAGCUGACCAGAUCAGCAGUGACCAGUGGUGUGAACACAGUCAUGGGCUCAGCAGUGGGCCAGAUGGUGGUGAGCAGCAUGGGUGCUGUGCUGGGCAAGUCAGAAGAGCUGGUGGAUCACUACCUUCCUAUGACAGAUGAGGAACUAGCUAAGCUGGCCACCUCUGUGGAAGGCUUCGAGAUGGCGUCCGUGGAGCAGCAGAGGCAGCAGCAGAGUUACUUUGUGCGCCUGGGGUCCCUGUCCACCAAGCUCCGCCACCGAGCCUACCAGCACUCCCUGGGCAAGCUGAGGAAUGCCCGGCAGAGCACCCAAGAGGCUCUGUCUCAGCUCCACCAAACCAUAGAACUGAUUGAGCAUGCCAAGCAGGGUGUUGAUCAGAAGCUCCGUGAUGGCCAGGAGAAGCUGCACCAGAUGUGGUUGGAGUGGAGCCAAAAGCAGCCGAGUCAGAGUAAGGAGAUGGGCUCUAUGCAGCCAGAGCAAGUAGAGGAGCAGGCAUUGGCCAUGUCCCGCAGCCUCACCCAGCAACUGCAGACCUCCUGCCUGACUCUGGUGUCCAGCCUGCAAGGCCUCCCUGCUGACCUCCAGGACAAGGCGCAACUGGUUCGUCACCAAGUCCAAGAACUACAUGCUUCAUUCUCCACUGCCAGCUCCUUCCAUGACUUGACUGGAAGUGUCUUGGCCCAGAGCCGUGAACGAGUGACCAAGGCCCGCAAGCUGGUGGAUGAGCUGAUGGAUCAUGUGAUGCAUAAUGUCCCCCUUUCUUGGCUAGUGGGACCCUUUGCCCCAUCAGGCAAGCAGCAGGAGGAAAUAGAGAUGGAGUAGUGUCCUGCAGAUACCCAAACCCCCAAGAAGCUCUGGGCUUAGAGUGCCCCUUUGAGUCUUCAAUCUGGGAUGGUAACUCAUGCUUCCUGUCACACACCUAGCCUGGCUCUCUAGCUAGAUAGCAGCACUUGCUGUUCUGAAACAAGUGCCUCAAUCCUGGCAUCCCUCAUGCCUUGCUUAGGUCUGUUCUUAUUGCACUAAACACUUGGAGGAGAAACUAUUCUGCAUCUCACGGGGGUGGCUUAGUCUCCCAAACCUGCCUGUGGACUGAGUCGGGCUUGCCAGCAAAACUAACUCCCUCUGAUUAGUCAAGUGACCCCAGAAUGGGAUCUAAAGCCCAGCUUUCAAGCUGGGUUGCCUUGUUUGCCAUCUCUAGGCAACAGCCUGAGUCUUCAGAGCAUCUGAUUUCUCACCACCCCAACAGUGACUUGUGGGUGCCCAGCACCUCUGAAGCCUAGACCACUUCUAUUUAGCCACCAGAGCCAAACCCUGGCCUUGUCUUCUAGACUUUUAAAACAGACCCCUUCACUCAGGUGGGUAGCACUGGGCAGUCAGAGGUUAGCAUGUGUUGUGUUAAUCUAGUGGCCUGAAAAUCCUCCAGAAUCCUAGUAAAGAGCUAAAUCCUUGGCAUGGGAGCUGCCAUCUUAUGACCCAACUGGGUGUUUCAUAUGAAACAUGAUUAACUUUAGAUCCCAAGCAAAUGUGGCUUAGCCAGGUAAACGUCAUACAAGCUGCUCCUGCUGGGGGGAGGAAGUGGUCACUUAAGUGCCAAACAACCACUGACCCAAGUCAGGCUGACUAGUUUGGGGUCUCUCCACUCAAUCAAGGAAACUCUUGUUAUAAGAGACCAGUGCUCUUUUAGGACUACUCCUAAUGGCUCAUGUAGGAUUCCCUUCCUGCCGAAUACAAAGUGCCCUGGCCCCGACUCCUGUAUCGGUAAGAACCUGUGGCUCACAAUAAAGCUGUAUGUGCAUUGAAA
Molecule: messenger RNA, 2475 nt
Organism: Chelonia mydas (Green sea turtle)
Lineage: Eukaryota; Metazoa; Chordata; Testudines; Cheloniidae
Product: perilipin-3
Exons: 8
Coding region: 228-1496 (422 amino acids)
Biological process (GO): lipid storage; positive regulation of triglyceride storage
Cellular component (GO): lipid droplet; cytosol
Source: RefSeq, a predicted model, not a curated record